Messenger RNA from Gambusia affinis (western mosquitofish), 3593 nucleotides. It is a transcript of the gene rhpn2, whose product is annotated as rhophilin, Rho GTPase binding protein 2. Gene Ontology annotation, molecular function: protein binding. Bases 156 to 2186 code for a protein of 676 amino acids. Lineage: Eukaryota; Metazoa; Chordata; Actinopteri; Cyprinodontiformes; Poeciliidae. The transcript is spliced from 15 exons. The record is from RefSeq and is a predicted model, not a curated record. Gene Ontology annotation, biological process: negative regulation of stress fiber assembly; signal transduction.
GGAGUGAGGACAGAGCAACAGGAACACUGUUUGGAGCGAGGACGAAACUCACCUGUUGUACAGCAGUGCGUUGCUUUCUUAUUCAGCUCGCCUUUAUUGCUAUUUAUUUUUAGCUUUUAUUUUUGUUUUGUUUCGUUUGUAACCUUGACCUCAGAAUGACGGACACACUUUUACCGAACGGCAUUGAAGACAGCGGAGGAGACGGAAAACAUUUCAGAAAGGGCUGCAACCCGCUCGCGCAGACCGGACGGAGCAAACUGCAGAAGCAGCGAGCCAGUCUCAACCAGCAGAUCAUCAAACAGAUGAGGAUGAGGGCCGGAGCUGAGAAUCUGCUGAAGGCCACAAACAACAACAAGGUUAAAGAGAUGGUUGUUCUGGAGCUAAGCUACGUCAACUCCAACCUGCAGCUGCUGAUGGGACAGCUGGAGGGACUCAACAGCUCAGUGGACGUCUAUCAGAGCGCAGAGGAGACUACCAACAUUCCCCUGAUUGCUCUGGGUCUGAAGGAGACGAAGGAAGUCGACUUCUCUGCACCAUUCAAGGACUUCCUUCUGGAGCACUAUAAUGAAGACGGAAGGACUUUCGAAGACGAGAUCGCCGACCUGAUGGACCUCCGACAGGCCUGCAGAACACCAAGCCGAAACGAAACUGGGGUGGAGCUGCUCGCAAAAUACUACAGUCACCUUCCUCUGAUAGAGAACCGCUUCUUCUCCCCAACACGCCCAACAGGCAUCUUCUUCACCUGGUACGACUCCUUCACAGGCGUUCCCGUCUGCCAGCAGAACCUGUCUCUAGAGAAGGCCAGCGUGGUCUUCAACAUGGCCGCUCUGUACUCCCAGAUCGGCACCAGAAGUGACCGGCAGACAAUAGCGGGCUUGCAGGAGGCCAUCUCGUCUUUUCAAAGAGCCGCAGGCAUGCUGAGUCAUCUCAAGGCAACCUUCACCCACACCCCGAGCUAUGACAUGAGUCCGGCCAUGGUCAGCAUGCUGAUCCAGCUGAUGAUUGCCCAGGCGCAGGAGUGCCUCUUUGAGAAGAAUGCUCUGCCGGGGGUACUGAACCAGUUCACCUCCCUGAUUAAAAUGGCCCAGGAGGCUGCCAAGGUCUCGGAAAUCUACGAUCAGGUCCAUCAGUUCAUGGUCCAGACGCCAAUAAAAGACAACGUGCCGCUCUUCUGGUCCACCAUGUCACAGGUCAAAACCAACCACUACCAAGCCAUGGCGCACCACUUCCUAGCGUCAGCAUUGCUGGAUCAUGAGUUGGGUCCCAACGACGACGAGGACCAGCAGGAGAAGACCUUAUCUCAGGUGUACGAUCAGCUCCCCGAGGGAUUCUCCUCACUCGGCAUCCUGAAGAACAAAGACGAACGUGAACGGAUUGGUAAAGCUCACAUUCGCCGUGCCAUCUCGGGUCAUGAAGAGGCUCUGAGGAACUACAGCCUUUGCCAGCACCUGGAGAAGCUGGAGGCUCUGCAGGAAAUUCUGAAAGCCAGCCACCGGCGCUCGCUCGACAAGUACAGCGACUACGACAAUGAGGAAGAGUUCGUUGACUAUGUUGAAGCUCCAGACAUCAUCUCUAAAACGGAGCACAAAGCAGAAAUGGAGCUUCCUGCUGCCACAAAGGGCCCUCUGUCGGUCUUCUCGGCCAAGCAGAAAUGGACGGCCCCGAGGAAAAUCCGAGUUUGUGCAGAGGACAGAGACCUGGGUUUCACACUGAAAGGAGAGGCACCAGUUCAGGUGGUCUCACUGGACCCUCUGUGCCGCGCCGCCAGCAAUGGACUGAAGGAGGGCGACUACAUUGUUGCCGUGGGUGACAACGACACCAAAUGGAUGGCCGUCAGUGACAUGAUUCGACUUCUGAAAGACGUGGAUGAGGAGGGGAUUGAAAUCCAGGUGGUCAGUGUGAUCGACAACAGCCCUCCCAUGCCUACCAAGAGCGCCACCUUCAGCGGAAACCUGCCCAAGACCUACUCCAUGAUUUGCCUGGCCCACAACGACGAAGACAAGCCCUCAAAGAACCGCAAGGUCAUGAAGAAGUCGUCGUUCCUCAGCUGGGGCCUGAAGAACAAGAUGAAGAGCGCCAGCACCUUGAGCCUGCCCACGGACGACCACUCGGGGGCGCUCUCCUGGAACAAACCCAUCCCCACGUUCCCCACCUCCAGCGCUUACAACAACAACAACUUCCACUGAGCCAGCCGCCGGAGGUGCUCUGCUGUACCCGCGUCGGGCGCGCUUUCGUACGGAGUAGUUGUCACUCAUUUUGGUGAUUCAGCACAAAAACAACAAACGUGCCAAAAACAGCACGCAGACUGCCCGUCUUCAGAGGGUCAGAGAUAAUGGGAAACCAUUUUAUUCUGUGCCAGCGCGUGUACAGCACAGUAUGACUCCAGUUACCAUUCAUCUUAAGACAUGCACACAAAAAAAAAACUCUAAAAUUUGUGAGCGCGCUCAUGCCAGCAUCUGCUGCUUUUGCAAGGCAGUGAUUAGAAUGUGGUCUCAGAAGUCCACAGCAUUCCUGCAUACAUGAAGGACAAUGUUACAAAGAAAACGUCACACAGCUGAUCAGUGAGGGAAAACUAAAAGUGCUGUGAAGUUGUUUUUUUUAAGCCUUGGGAGAUUUUUUUAAAAUUGUAUUUAUUUUAUGUUUUUAGAAUGCAAUGUCUGAUAAGCUGCUAAAUCAUACCUUUAGUUUUGUGUUACUGUCUUCUUUCCCUUUUUUUUUAUAUAUAUAUAUAUAUUUUGUGAGGCAGCCUUUAAAGAUGGUGUUUGAACUUCGUGCCAUGUCUGGGACGCUGUGUAAAUAAAGAGACUUUGGUAUUUUAUCUCCCCACAUGCCUCCACGCCCGCAACAAAUCAUUUACCGAUCUUAUAUUUUCGUAGGAAGCCGGAGCCGUGCGUCUUCAUUAAUGUGAAUCUGUUCAUAGUCAAAUCUAUGUUAAUAGAAGGGACGCAAAGAGUGUGCAUCGCUCUUUGCGACGCACACUCUGACAAACGAGAGUGGCUUGGAUCAAGGCCCGCAGCCACGCGCCUUAACGUUAACGCUAGCAACUCACAUUUUUUACUGACACUCCUCAGUGUUGGACUGUAUCUCUUUAUCUACAAAGUAGAUUCUUAUAUUCGUUUGAUAAUCAAAUUAUUUAUGUUGUUCAAAACCACAAAAAUAAAUAUAUAUAUUUACCUCUUAAGUUUAGUUCAAGUUCUAAAUUGUUACUUGGUGGAUUUCUGUCUUUUGGAGGAAUGUAUUUUAUUAGCCUUGGAAAAAUUGUCUACUUCUACCUUCUUUUUUGUUUUGCUUUUCUAAUGUAUAUUUGUAAAUGUUUUCGUAAACCUAUGUAAUUUUCGGUACUGUCUGUGUUUACCUAACACUGUUUUAAGGUGCCAUGUAUGUUAAACGAUGAAGUAAUUUGCAUGGAUGUUAGCUUUUUUUGUGUGUGCGUUAACGCCGCAGUGCCUAGUGAUGAGUGCCUUAGUGUGUAUGCAGAGGGUUCGGUCUCCUUUUGUUGUAAUGCUUUCUGGUCGCUCCAUGUUGUGCACUUUGUGCUACAUUGUUAUGUCUUUGUCAUGUGUGUUCACUCGAAUAAAACAGAAUAAACAAAA